AUGUCGGCCGGCGGAGCGCCCGUCCCGCCGCCCCCGAACCCCGCCGUGUCCUUCCCGGCGCCACGGGUCACCCUGCCCGCCGGCCCCGCCAUCCUGCGGACCUACUCGGGCGCCUUCGUCUGCCUGGAGAUUGUGUUUGGGGGACUCGUGUGGAUCCUGGUCGCCUCCUCCAAUGUUCCUCUACCUCUGCUGCAAGGAUGGGUCAUGUUCGUGUCUGUGACGGCUUUCGUCUGUUCCCUCCUCUUCCUGGGCGUGUUCCUCUCUGGCGUGGUGACUCAGAUUAAUGCCAACUGGAACUUCCUGGAUCUCGCUUACCAUUUUACAGUGUUCGUCUUCUACUUUGGAGCCUUUUUGCUGGAAGCAGCUGCCACAUCGCUGCACGAUCUACAUUGCAAUCGAACCGUGGCUUUGCAGCCACUCUUGAAUGAUCACCAGUAUAACAUCAACGUGGCAGCCACAAUUUUUGCCUUUGUGACGACAGCUUGUUACGGUUGCAGUUUGGGUCUGGCUUUACGACGAUGGCGACCGUAA
This is a messenger RNA of Mesoplodon densirostris (Blainville's beaked whale), 531 nucleotides long. RefSeq names its product mal, T cell differentiation protein 2 (gene MAL2). Gene Ontology annotation, molecular function: structural constituent of myelin sheath. Gene Ontology annotation, biological process: myelination. Gene Ontology annotation, cellular component: membrane. Lineage: Eukaryota; Metazoa; Chordata; Mammalia; Artiodactyla; Ziphiidae. The coding region runs from base 1 to 531 and encodes 176 amino acids. The record is from RefSeq and is a predicted model, not a curated record. The transcript has 4 exons.